Messenger RNA from Rhineura floridana, 3798 nucleotides. It is a transcript of the gene SLC18A2, whose product is annotated as solute carrier family 18 member A2. The record is from RefSeq and is a predicted model, not a curated record. Gene Ontology annotation, cellular component: synaptic vesicle membrane; terminal bouton. The transcript has 16 exons. Bases 130 to 1692 code for a protein of 520 amino acids. Lineage: Eukaryota; Metazoa; Chordata; Lepidosauria; Squamata; Rhineuridae. Gene Ontology annotation, molecular function: serotonin:sodium:chloride symporter activity; xenobiotic transmembrane transporter activity. Gene Ontology annotation, biological process: transmembrane transport; aminergic neurotransmitter loading into synaptic vesicle; xenobiotic transport.
CUUGAGUUUUGCUGGAGCCGAGGCAGCAUUUCGCAGAGGCGGAGGGCAGGCAGUAGAGCUCUGGGGACAGCGGCUGGGAAAGCCGUGCCUGCCCAGGAGGUUAAGCCAUUACCCAAGGGAAACUAAAUUAUGGCUUGGAGUGAAUUCACUGUCCUUAGCUGGCUCAGAGAGAGUCGGCAAUCCCGGAAACUAAUCUUGUUGAUUGUCUUCAUUGCUCUGCUCUUGGACAACAUGCUGCUUACUGUAGUUGUGCCAAUUAUUCCCAGUUACUUAUACAGCAUUACACAUCAAAAAAAUGUAACAGAAAUUCAAACUAUUAGGCCGGAGACACCUUCAUUAAACCUGAACAGCUUUCAAAAUAUCUUCUCCUACUAUGAUAACUCCACAAUGGUUACUGGAAAUGAUUCUGAACGAACAAAGCCGGGAGAUUUUUAUCAUGCUCAGACAGAGCAAAUGGUGGUAAAUAUGACUAAGGCAUCAUCAUCCUCUGACUGCCCGAAGGAAGACAAAGACCUGCUAAAUGAAAAUGUCCAAGUUGGUUUGUUGUUUGCUUCCAAAGCAACCGUGCAGCUCCUUACUAACCCUUUUAUAGGGCCAAUGACAAAUAGAAUAGGCUACCAGAUCCCCAUGUUUGCUGGCUUCUGCAUCAUGUUUGUCUCAACAAUUAUGUUUGCAUUUUCAGAAAGCUACAAGUUACUAUUUAUAGCAAGAUCCCUUCAAGGAGUAGGUUCUUCUUGUUCUUCUGUAGCUGGUAUGGGUAUGCUGGCCAGUGUGUAUACUGAUGAUGAAGAAAGAGGCAAUGCAAUGGGGAUUGCCUUGGGAGGCAUGGCUAUGGGGGUAUUAGUGGGCCCACCUUUUGGAAGUGUCAUGUAUGAAUUUGUUGGGAAGGCAGCACCUUUCCUGGUGUUAGCAGCAUUAGCUCUUUUAGAUGGUGCAAUACAGUUGCUAAUUCUACAACCAUCUAGGAUACAACCAGAAAGUCAGAAAGGAGCAUCACUGUUAACACUCUUGAGGGACCCAUACAUCAUAAUUGCUGCAGGAUCAAUAUGUUUUUCAAAUAUGGCAAUUGCUAUGCUGGAACCAGCAUUGCCCAUCUGGAUGAUGGAGACAAUGUGUUCAAGAAAAUGGCAACUUGGCAUUGCUUUCAUUCCUGCCAGUGUCUCUUAUCUGAUUGGAACUAAUAUUUUUGGGGUCCUUGCACACAAAAUGGGACGGUGGCUUUGUGCUUUAAUUGGGAUGGUAAUUGUGGGAAUAAGCAUUUUGUGUGUACCACUUGCUAAAAAUAUAUAUGGACUGAUAGCACCAAAUUUUGGGGUUGGAUUUGCCAUUGGAAUGGUGGAUUCUUCAAUGAUGCCUAUUAUGGGUUACCUUGUUGAUCUGCGUCAUGUUUCAGUCUACGGAAGCGUCUAUGCGAUUGCAGAUGUUGCAUUUUGUAUGGGAUUUGCUUUAGGUCCAUCUGUUGGUGGUGCCAUUGCAAAGGCAAUUGGAUUCCCAUGGCUCAUGACUAUUAUAGGAAUUAUUGAUAUCCUCUUUGCUCCUCUGUGCUUGUUUUUGCGCAGUCCACCUGCCAAGGAAGAAAAAAUGGCAAUACUUAUGGACCAUAACUGUCACUUUAAAACCAAGAUGUAUACACAGAACAACAUCCAGUCACAUCCAUUAGGCGAUAAUGAAGAAUUGGAAAGUGAUGAGUAAUGUCUGAAAGCGCUAUCAAGGAAUUUAAUAUAUGUUACCUGUGAAACAUCUUGUUAAAAAGUUUUUGUUAUACUGUACAUUUAAUGGUGAUAGUAAAACAAACAGAAAAAAAAGCCAAAGGUAGAUUUAUUUAUUGCCCUUGAAGAUAAAGCAGAUUACCCACUGCCUUAUAAAAGGAGGGCAAAAAAGCUUUUAUAGGAGUUUGUUAUAGUGUCAAGACUUUGUGUAUUUAACAUUAUGCACUAUAUUUUUGAUUAAAUGAGUAGUGUAAAUGUGUAAAUCUAAAUCCAGAACUAUGCUUUUAAAACGUCCAUUCAUGAACACUUUAUUUAUUCCGUAUUUUUUCAUUUGAUUAAUCAGCAACAUUGAGUGCCUGAAAUGAUAAAUUAUCUGAAUGUAUAUUAAGAAAUGACAAUUAACAUGUUGCACUUCUCAAAUAACUUUCCUUAAAACCAUAAACUUGAAUGCAUAAUCCCUCUAAUUACCAAAUAUGGAUCUUGUAGUCAACAAUAUUUCCCUAUUAUUCCUGGAGGAAAAACAACUGAAAAACAGAAUAGGGCAUUUCUGAAGGAUGCAUUUGACUGAACUUCUUGGUUCCUCUUUAUCUACUAUUUAUAAACAAAAAGCAGGCACUACACCAAAAAUGGCUGUGUUUUAUGCAUGCCAACACUUGCUUCUGCAACUUUGGUUAAAUCUGUUAUCUUCCUACAAAUAUUGAAGGACAGUGCAUCAUAUGAUGCUAUAAGUUUCAAACAGGUGUUAUUAGAUGCACUCCAUACAUAAAAUCCAAAGUAUGCAGUGAUGAUUUACUUUACAUCUUUUUAGGAUGCAUGCAGCUAGCAGAGCAACAAGCUCUCCCAUAACACAAGAGAAGACAGUUUAGGCAGAUAUGUGAUACUUUGCCUUAGAAGCAAAACUGGCCAGCAUUUGAACAAUUUCGUUUAGAGCUGAGAUGAAACAAUUCUGAGAAAAUGUGUUUUUCUUUCUUUUACACUUUCCUCCCCAAUAUGUUUUAUCCUUUUGUUCUAGAGCAUUGGGAGGGGGGUUAGAAUGGUAGCUUCCACAAAAAAUGUGGAGAAUAUUUGAAAAAAUAAUAUUCAAAUAUUCUCCACCAUUUUUUGUGAAGCCUACUUUUCUCCCCUCCCUUUCAAAUGCCCCAGAACAAAACAAUAAAAUCCAUACUAAAAAAAUAAGCUGUGGUACUCCUAAUGGCAAGGCUCAUUCCUGAGGAACUGUUGGAGAAUUUAUCCUUCCCUUGGAGAUAUUUGAUAAAAUGGCUCCAGUUUCUCUGCCUGCAAAUAAGGGAGAAUUUUGAGUGACCAUUUGUGUAUAGCUAUUUUUAAGAUAACUUAUGUGUGACCUUUGUCAAAAGCAUUCAACACCCCCACCCAAAGUCUAGGCGCUGUAUUUUUAGUACAACGUAAAGCCUAUUUAUUUAAUUAGGAGAGUUGCAAGACACCAAUGUCUUUUAACAUCUGCAGAGGGACUUUUGUUUCUAACCAAAUAAAAUAAAUGUAAGAUUUAUCCAUUACCUCUGCAGUCAGAGUAGUCAAAUAAAGCCCUAUUUACUCCUGGCUGGUCCUUGGGUAUGGGGAGUCUGCAGUGACUUAGUCCCUUCCCCCAAACCACAGCCUUAGACAUUAUUCCCUGCUCUAGGAAGAGUAACUGCCAGGAUGGAGUUUGUAAGAGGACUGGGUAGACUGCUACAUGAGAGGCAUGUACAGCCCUGCCCCUUGUAAAUAAUAGGCAAUAUUCUGCAGUUCAUUGAGCCCUAUCACCAUGUUUUCCCAUGAUAUAGACAUCAGCUCAUGGGAGGCUGUGCUAUCUCCUUAGUUGUGAAUAUAGAAUUCCAUGUAUAAAUAUAAAAUGCAUAGUGUCAUAUACAUGUCAUGUUGUUUGUAAAACAUGAUUUCUGUGCCUUCUUUCAUGUAUCAACAGAUGGUUUGUGUCUUAAAGCAGACACCCUGUUUACAUAGUUUUGUAAAGUAUAUAUAUAUUGGUCAAAGUUAAUGAUGCUGUAGUUGAAUUAUUAUUGUUAAUUACACAGAAAAUAACAACGUGGAAUGUUAUCUCUUGAAAAAAACAAAAUAAAAGGUGACAAUUUGA